CGUUAACCUUGGAUUUUUUCAUAGCGAAGCGCUGCACGUACGCGCGCAAGUUUCGGAUAGUCGUAGAGCGUCCCCCACUCGGCGCGUCCGAAUUUUCUGCAUUCGAGCCGCACGAAGACUUUUCGGCGGUCGGGUCGCAUUCGCUAUCGAGGCUCCCAACCGCUAGGAGCGAAGCGCGCCACACCGCAACGACGCGAGCGCCGCGACCGCGCGCUGCAAUUAUGCGGAAGUGAACACGGCCGUAGCAGACGACGGUGCUAAUGCUAAACUAACAGUGUACCUCAAGUGUAACGCAGUGAACAGACACUCAGUGAUACAAACAAACUAUGAUAGUGAACAGCUCCAUUGAGCUCUAAUGGUUUUCUAUUAACGAUACAAGGACUGUGGAAUUAUCGACAUGGAAUCGAGGGCAGGUAUUCGAGGCGGCCCGGGCAUGGACUCUCAGCAGCAACAGUACUGUCUGAAAUGGAACAGCUUCGGCUCAAACCUGGCCACGUCCUUCGCGAACCUCUGGAAUUCAGAGAGUCUCGCGGAUGUCACAUUAUACUGCGAAGGUCGCCAAUUCAAAGCCCACAAGGUAAUACUGGCCGCUUGCAGCAAACACUUUCAAGAAUUGUUUGACACUGCACCUCCGAGCCAUGCGGGCGCGUGCUACGUCAUCCUGGAGGCCACAUCUGCGGACAACAUGCAGGCUCUCCUCGAGUUCAUGUACAAAGGAGAGGUGCACGUCAGUCAAGACGCGCUUUCCAGUUUUCUUAAGAGUGGAGAGAAUUUACAAGUCAAAGGCCUAUCAAUGGAAAUGUCCCAAGAUGCUUGGGUGAAACAACAAACGCAGCAGUCAUCAGGGGAUCGUCACCAGACACGUAUAAAGACAAGCCCGGUGUCCGGGUCAGGGAAUUGUGAAGUGCAAGAAUCUGCCCCUCCACAGUCUCACACAGCUACAUUCGCACCCAUUAUACCUCAAUAUGGAAUGCCAUUGCACACUGGUAGCGGCAGUAUGGGUCGGUACGCACCGCCAGCGCAUCUGCCACUGCAUCCCACUUCUCACCGCAGACCGGCGCCUCCAAAACCAUCGCCGUCUCAAAGCCCACACGCUAGAAAUUAUAGGCAAAGUUCGUCAUCUUCACAUUGUGGUAGUGUCGCCGAUGAGCCAGAUACACGGUCAUCACCUGGUGCGGGGCAACGGUACGAGGAAAAUCAAGCAGAUUGUACUUCUACUCUUGGAAAUCCGAUUAAGAAUAAUGGAUACGAACGCAGCGCCUCAGCCAAUGACGAAAUGAUAGAUCGCUUGUCUAGUGAACAGGGUGCCGAAGAUCUACGAGUAAAGAACGAGAACGAUUACCACACAACUGGGUACAACAAUUCCCCGCCACCGCCAGCCUCAAUAUCAACCACGAAUUACCACGAUAAACCGCUCGCAACGUCACCCAUACCGCCCAAACCAAGCCCCGAAAAUAUAUGGCCAGCGAAAAUGAUCACGAGCAAAUCAGGCGGUAUUGCUACUGCUGACGGUAAAAAACUAAAAUGUCCAUAUUGCGAGAGACUCUACGGAUAUGAGACGAACCUGCGAGCUCACAUCAGACAGCGGCAUCAGGGCAUCAGGGUGCCGUGUCCGCACUGCUCGCGCACAUUCACGCGCAACAACACGGUGCGGCGUCACAUCGCGCGUGAACAUCGCCAUCAGGUCACCCCCCACCUUCCCCAAGGCCCUCUCCCAAACCAUACGCAGUAAAAUCCCGCGAAUACGCAAAUAUUCAAUCCUACUUUCAACCAAACUACCUCUGCUCUUUUUGGCCGGCGCGGGCCACUUUUCUACGGAAGAUUCAAAGUUCCAUUUUCAAAUUUUUAACGACAACCGUUUAAAAAUUUAAACAUGGAAGGAACGUGAGUAUUUCCAGUAUUUUGGUGGUGUAUUCACUUGGUAGACUCAUUUGAAAGCAAGUGGCCCUCGCCGCGUCCUGAACUGUAACAUGCGUACAAUAAAUUACCUCGUUGAUAUAAUUAUGUAACCAGUAAUCUACCUCAGAAAUUGAUCUUAAGAUUUUUUAAGGUUUUGAACUUGUGCGAUAAUUGUUACUUAAUUUAAAUAUUCAAGUGUGACUUCGAAUGGUUGCUCAGUGCUCGUCUCUUUCUGGUACUAUGUUUUAAAAAUAUUGUACCUAGUAUUGCACCCUCAUCGCGUUAACGUACCUUAAUUUUUUGCAAAGUUUUAAUAUGUCCAGUUGACUGUGAGAUAAAGUUACCUUGUAUAGACGGUUUGUUUUUAGCUCUCCGUGGAGUAUGACGAUAUAGCUUAUAUUAUAUUACGUGAGCUAGGGAAUCUUAGAAAAGAUGUUGAGACUGAUGGUCAUAGGCUAAGUGUAUGUAAAUAAUAGGAGAAUAUUGUAUAUCGCCUUGGCCUAGGUUGAGACACGCUGAAUUUGCAUUGUGGCAAAUCCUCACAAUACCUCAUGUUUUUACAGUUUUUUUUUAUAUAUUAUAAUUAUAUACAUAUUUCUCGAAACAAUAGAUUAAAUACCAGUUUUAGUUGCAUAAUUAAGCACAUCUGUGAUAGAAUACGAAACAGGCUAUAUAUUUUAAAUAAUUUGCCACAUUGACGUUUUUUUGGGUGAAAUAAGAAGGUGCGGGGAAACAGGAUAUGGAGUUUCAACUGUUUUUUACUGUACAGUGAGUACGAACGGUUUUAAUUUUGUACAAAGUACAACUUUGCCCUAGGUACAUAAGUAGUUAGGUAAACAAAACGUGUUAUUAAAAAUAUUGCAUGUGUGAUUCGAUGCAUGAAUGUGUUAAACAAUCCAUUUCUGUCGUUCGUAACAGGCUCGCCUGCACGGAUGUUACUGUUGUGACCAAAUAAUUAUGUUUCAAUGGGAUGGUGUCGAUAUUAACAUUCCGUUUUAACUUUUUUUUUGUCGUAGCGUAGAAGCCCACUUACUACUUCUAUAUUCCUAGUCAUUUCAAGUGCAACCAGUUGAGAUUUUAAAUGGAAAUAAAUAUUUAAAUAUUAAUGGCCGCCGUCGGUGUCGCUGUAUUAUAUUUUGUUGAGAUGUCGCCGCUGGCGGCCGCGUUGGUACUUGAAGUUAAACACAGCUGCAAUAAAGGUCUUGUUAACACGAAGCGGAUGGGACAGUGCCAAAUAUCCUCAAUUUUAAGUUCACAUCUAUUACUUAUUUAUUAUUAUUAUUUUUUUAAUUCUUUUUUGUUAAGUGUGAAUGUAGCGACUGUGUGUUAUAUUCCUGAUAUUUAGGAAUAGGUUGCAUUCAUAUUUAUUAUUAUAUUUAUAUUUUAGGGUACAUCAAUUGAAUAUAUUUAUGACGAUGCCCUGUAAAGGCUCAGUGACUUUGUUUAUAAAAUAGAUUUUGUUGCCCGUACCAUUUGGAAGACAGCGUUUUAGUUAUCUUUUAAUGGUGACAGGAUUACUCGUUUUUAUUAAUUAUAGAGUUCAGAUUUAUUAUGGACCUUUCGCCUAUUGUCCCUGUAGUAUCAUCGAUGGUGCGCGUUGCCCGCGUUAUUGCGGGCAGCGUGUCAAAUAAAGUGUAAAAUACCUAAUAGACGCUAUACACAAUGUACCUAUUUGUCGAUAUAUAUCAGAGAUAUUUUUUUAAAGACAGGCUAUCUACAUCUAUUUUAUACAGUAUAUUAAAUAUUACCUCAAAGAAAUAUUUCGAUACGAGUUAUUAAAUAAGUAAAUCUGCAUUGAUUUCGAUUCGAGAUUUAGCUUGGGUUUACGGGAAGUUUCUCUAAAAUGGCGGGAGUUCACAGGCGCCAUGCUGUCCUAUCUACUUUUUUAUUUACAGAUUAAUUAUUUUUUCCCCCCAAAAUGCAUGCAUGUGGCACGUCUGUUUGCAGUGUGGGAUUUUCGGAUUAGAAAAAAAAAACCGAAACGUCAUCGAAGCGUACUGAGAGUAAUUAAAAAUAUUGUGUUUUAUUUUUAAAUAAAAAACUGAUAGUGUAAAUAAAAAAAAAUUGAAUUGUUUUCGCGCGGUUUUCAAUUUUCUUUUGUCUGUGACCUCUUUGGAUUCGAUAGGGUGGUUUAUUGUCGUCGAAUUAUUAUCCGAUGUUUCCGACUAACGUGCACUGGUGUGGUUACCGUACAGUUGUCUAUACAGUUAUGUGUAUAACAUGGAUAGAAAUUGGCUUUUUCUAUGAAUAUUGCUUGGAUAGUUUACAUGCAACAUCUAUGAGCGCAGUGCCUUUUAUGUCUAGUUGGAAAUAGUAGGUCGGGAGUGAAUGUUGUUUGAUAAAAAUUCAUUGUUCGUAAAAUUUACGUUGACCGAGUCCGUAAUAAUUGAUUAUUGUAAAAAUAUUAUGUUUCAUAAUUAUUGGCAUUCUUUCUAUAAGUGUAAUUGUUAAGACAAAAUGUUUUGCUAUUUCAAUUUUCGAAUUGUUAACAUUUACGUUUUAUUAUUAUUGAAGAGAAGAAAAAAAAUAAUAAUAAUGAAGAAUUGAAAAUUAUUGUUCUAUAUUUUGUCUUUUCGUUUCUUAUGAAUUAUAAAUUCAUACUUGUGAUUUCUUUUUGACAUUUAAUGUUUAUGUGAUAUGUACCUAAAAGAGAAUUGCGUUAAUGCAUCACAUUUUUAGCUUUUUUUUUUAAUAUACAUAUAUAUAUAUAUAUAUAUAUAUAAAUUUCGGUUAAGUGUAACGAGGCGAUGCCUACGACGAUUAUGAACGAUUAUCGACGACAUAGGUUCGUUGAAAUCAGUGGAUUUGCUUCUUUCUAAAUUUUAUAAGGUACAAAUUUUAGAUUACAUUAACACUCGUCAAUUUAAUAAAUAUGUUUGUGUAGUUGAUUUUCUUUGUAUAAUUGUAAUAUCAGGUGAUGAAAUUGUGUACAAAAAAUAAAUGAAUAAAUAAAUACAGAAUACUUUACAUUGGGAUAUUGAAUAACGUGUCUAAAUUAAGUUGAAACAUUGUUAAAGCUAACUAGCGGACAAGUUAUUAGUAGUCCCUAAUAGUUGUAAUGUAUUUGAUGUGAUAGGUAAAUCACAUUUAGUCGGUGUACUGCAAUUACUACUCCAAAGACUCGGGCCGAUCUCAACUUUUGUGUCGGUAAUUCUGUAAGGAAGGCAAACAUAGAUAUGGAAAAUAUUGGAUCAGACAUAAUACUAAUGAAACCAACUCCAAUGAAGUGAUCUUUGAAGGACGGGCCAAAGACACAGUAAGCAAAUUAUAUUUUACAAACAAAAUUCAUUGUUGCAAUGUUCUCAUUAGUUUUGCUGGAUCAAAACUGUAUUCACGCAUUUUUUUUUUAUGUAUUUUAGAUUAUAGUAUGGGUUUUAAUGAUAGGUCUCUUUUGUUAGUUAAGUUCUUUCUUCUUUAUUUUUUUUUUUAAAUAUCGCGAAAUGUCGUGAUGGUAAAGCCAAAGAUUGUUACGGGUACGGUGACCCUCUGCCGUCACAUGAUGGGCUUUGUGAUGACACCACAUUCCACUAUUGUUUAGUGACAAAAUUACACAAUACAUUUUCGCUGGUCGAGCAUUUGGCAAAAUCGAAAUUUUAAAAUAAAAAAAAAAAAAUGUUGGAAUGUAGUCUCAUGCGUGGCCCUUUAGUAUAUUAUAAGUUUAUCUACCUCGAGGAAUAUAAAUUAGUAAUAAGUAAGCUUAUAGAUUUUUUAUAUGAAGAAAAAAUGGAAAAAAUUUAGUUUGUAAGUGAUAUGUGAAAAAUAAAAAAAAUAAAUUUAAAGUACAAAUAUGCUACCUCAGGAUUCAACUUAGUCACUCGACAACCUAUCUCCUCUGUAGUAUUUUUAAAUAUUCCAAAUAAUUAAAGUUGGACAGAUAUUUAUAGAUAUAAUUCUUUUAAUGCUGGCACUGGAUGUUACGUGGAUCAAUUUUAUAGAAGUGUAAAUAAAUAAUUCUGAGUUGGAAUUUGGUAAUUCUACGAAGCACGUUCAUUUGAAUCUCUGCAAGGUAGUGAGUGCUGUCAACUCAGUUAUCUUGCUGUUGCGAGCCGAGUUGGUCCCGAGAGGAACUGAGUUGAUGGUCCUAAUAAAUAUGUAGUAAGUAAGUGUUAAUUAGGUUAGUUGUAUUAAUCUCAUCGAUGGUACCUCAUCUCAGAGUAUACACAAUCCGAACGAGGUCGGCCCCGAGUCAUCUCUUAACGUAAUCUAAUUGUACCUUCCUUCACUCUCCGGAGUAUAAAAUAUUUUUCUUUUUAUCCAUAAUUUUAUUAUUAUUACUUUUCCCAGUUACUCUUUUGUGUUGCAUAGAUGUUACUAUGUUUUAAGGCGAUAAAAAUCGAAAAUUAUUGUUUGUUAGGUUUCUGAGAAUUAAAAAAAUGUAACAAAAUUA
Molecule: messenger RNA, 6286 nt
Organism: Galleria mellonella (greater wax moth)
Lineage: Eukaryota; Metazoa; Arthropoda; Insecta; Lepidoptera; Pyralidae
Gene: chinmo
Product: zinc finger protein chinmo
Exons: 7
Coding region: 398-1732 (444 amino acids)
Biological process (GO): regulation of transcription by RNA polymerase II
Cellular component (GO): nucleus
Molecular function (GO): protein binding
Source: RefSeq, a predicted model, not a curated record